Molecule: messenger RNA, 2966 nt
Organism: Prunus mume (Japanese apricot)
Lineage: Eukaryota; Viridiplantae; Streptophyta; Magnoliopsida; Rosales; Rosaceae
Product: protein DETOXIFICATION 35-like
Biological process (GO): transmembrane transport
Cellular component (GO): membrane
Molecular function (GO): xenobiotic transmembrane transporter activity; antiporter activity
Source: RefSeq, a predicted model, not a curated record
CCUCUGUUCAUAAGCUUAACGGUGUCGGCGCCUAUUUUUUGGACUUUGGCCAACCAUUACCAUGAUUUGAGUAUGGUAGCUAAAGUGGCUGUCAUUGCCCACAAAACAACAAAUAUUGAAAAUCAAAUUCAUGUUCUAUCAGAGCAUGUAGUACUAUUGCUCAUAAACUCUCAUAUUCAUUGGUGAGUUUGGUUUGGAGUAAAUUAAUGGAAACACCGUUGCUCAAAGGCAAAGGCGAAGCGGAGGCAGCUGAUGAUGACUAUGCGGCAGUGAGGAGCUUUGAGGAGGCCAUGUGGGUCUCUUGGAAGGAGGCAGCGAUGCUCUGGAGAAUUGCAGCUCCGGUGGCGUUUACAACUCUGUUUCAGUACCUGGUUCUGUCUGUCACCACCGUCUUUGUGGGUCAUCUCGGAGAUCUUGAGCUCUCUGCUAUUUCCCUUUCUGUCACUGUCAUCUCUGGCAUCCCUUUUGGUUUACUGCAAGGUAUGGCAACUGCACUGGGAACGCUUUGUGGUCAAGCAUAUGGUGCAGGCCAAGUUGGGUCACUUGGAAUCUAUAUGCAGCGGUCAUGGAUUGUCCUAUUGAUCACCUGUAUCAUCCUUUCACCGGUUUAUAUUUUUGCUGCUCCAAUACUGGAGAUUUUAGGCCAAGAAAGUGAUAUAGCUGAUCUUGCUGGAAAAUAUAGUGUAAAGAUAAUUCCUCAGUUGUUCUCCUCUGCCAUCUUUUUUCCCACUCAGAGGUUCCUUCAGGCUCAGAGCAAGGUUAGUGCAAUGGCAUUGAUUGCUUUUGUGGCGCUGAUCGUACAAACUGGACUGCUUCAUCUUUUCAUCAAUGUGUUUGGCUGGGGAACCACUGGUGCAGCUGUGGCUUAUGACAUCACACACUGGGGAAUUACAGUUGGUCAAUUUGUGUAUAUUAUGGUUUGGUGCAAAGAGGAGUGGACUGGAUUUUCAUGGCUGGCAUUUGAGGACAUUUGGGCUUUUGCCAAGCUAUCCCUUGCCUCAUGCAUGAUGUUUUGCCUAGACUCAUGGUAUACCAUGACCAUAAACAUUCUCGCAGGUUUACUUGAAAAUGCAGUGAUUGCUGUUGGUUCCUUUUCUAUAUGCAUGAACUUUCAGAAUUGGGAGAUCAUGUUGUUGGUUGGACUAAAUGCUGCUAUAAGCACUCGAGUCUCCAAUGAACUUGGAAUGGGGCGCCCAAGAGCGGCCAAAUACGCUGUCUGUACUGCAGUCUUGCAAUCUCUCAUAGUUGGAAUUUUAUCUAUGAUUGCUGUCUUCAUAAGUAGAGACUACUUUGCCAUGGUUUUCACAAACAGUGAAGAUAUGCAACGUGCCGUUGCUCGUUUAGCAUACUUUCUUGGUGUAACCAUGCUUCUUAAUAGCGCAACAGUAGUGUUAUCUGGUGUUGCUGUUGGAGGUGGAUGGCAAGUGAUGGUUGCUUAUAUAAACUUUGCUUGUUAUUAUCUAUUUGGGCUCCCACUUGCAAUCUUUCUUGGAUUUAAAGCAAAUCUGGGUGCUCUGGGACUUUGGGGUGGCAUGAUGAGUGGAAGUGCGCUUCAGAUCUUAUUCUUAUUGAUUGUGACUUCCAGAACCAACUGGAACAGAGAGGUGGAGCAAACAACAAAGCGCAUCAACAACUGGGGAAGCCAAUAAACAAAAACUCAAACAAGCGCAGCUGGGCUGAGUUGGAACUGGACUUGGGCCCACCGUCUUUACGAAUCGCCGUCUUGUUCUUCUCAUGGAUCACUAGUGGACGACUACACUGGUACCCAUGGACAUUUAAAAGGUUGAGUAAAGGUUUGUUAGAGUUUUGGGUCUCCAUCUGUGCUCACAUCCACUUUGGGUAGGGUUCCAUGAGAGAGCCAAAAGCCUCCCAUAAUCAUACGCAUGACUGAAGAAACUCUUAGUAUACUAAGCACUCAAAAAACUUAUCACUAGCUCUUAAUAUAGUAGUAUUUCAUUUCUUCCUCUAUAAUUAUUAUUAUAAAAAUAAAAACUUAAAAAGCAUCUCUUGAUUUACAAUUCCCUGCCCUUGAGUGCAAUUUCGCACUUAUCUUAAUACAAGUAAAGAGUGUAAGACAAAUCUUUUGAACUGCGAAUAAUAAUUUUUAUUAUUAUUAACACUUGAAAAAAUGAAGCAAGAGUGAAAAUUUUGGGGAAAUAGUAGUAGGUAUGUUGGAUUUAUUCAGGUCCAUUCAUUUCAGCAAUUAUGGGUGUUUAGUACCAGAGACGUGGACAAUGAACCAUCGAUUACCAUACCAAACUUUUUUAAGUUUGAGUGUGUGUCUGGUGCUGAGAAAAUCUUACCAAGUUGAAGGUGAGGUGGUUGGAUUCUUGUGCUGCUGGUGUGCUGUGCAAACAAGGGAAAUAAUUAUACAUGGAUACGUACGAUGACCAAUAUAUGUUCCAUUGAGGAUUGAGCAUGUAUAAUGUGUGGUAUGGGGCUAGCCUAGCCUAGCUAUAUUUGGUACCAAACAGUCGGCAUUUCCACUGGGAGGAGGAAACUUUGAAGUCUCAAGAGCGAUUGGUAGGUGGGCGAGAGAGUGGUGGUUCAAAACUUCAUUAUUUGGUCUUUGGAAUUACACUGGAAAAUUUGAACGGUGGGCUUUGAGUUUACGUAAGUCUAGCUAAAUCCAAGACCAUUCUUUGAUAUUUGCAAAUCUUUCUGAGUUGUGACACUGACAUUCACAAAGAUGACUGAGAACCACGUGCUAACUGUCGCCAUGUGUAUGACCAAAAUUGGAACAAGACGAGCUCAUGCAAAGCAUAGCUUACCUAAUUUGAUUUUUCUUUCUUCUAGAUUAAAAUUAACAAUACUUUGCAAAGUUUUCCCCAAGCCGUGCAGAUUUUUUUUUAUAGUACAAGUCUACGUUACAAGAGGAAGGAGGAAGGGAAGUUUCACGUACAUUAUUAAGGCGUCAUAAAAAUUUGAACUUGGGACUAAUAAUAUAUAAAUUAAAGUCCUUUUAC